UUUCCAGGCCCUAAAGCUUAUCCUCUUAUAGGAAAUAUGCAUUUAUUUCUUGGUGAUUUGACAGAUUCAAUGAAAAAAUUAAUACAAUACUCCGCAAUCUAUUCUUCGCCUUGGCGACUCUGGAUAGGAUCAAAAUUAAUUCUAGUGUUCGAUGAUCCUGAAAAUAUUGAAAUUAUUUUAAAAAGCUCAAAAAUUGAUGAGAAGAGUUUCCUAUAUAACUUUGUAAAAUAUUCCUUAGGCGAUGGAUUAUUUACAGCGCCAGCGUCAUUAUGGAAAAUACAUCGAAGAAUACUAGAUCARAAAUUCAAUUCCAAAAUGGUUUCAUAUUAUAUGGAGUCAUUGAAUAAAAAUUCAAAAAGGCUAAUAAACAUUUUAGAAACUAGUAACGGAGAGAACGUAGAUAUCUCUCAUUACGUACAUUUAUGUACGUUGGACAUCAUAUUUGGUGAGUCUUGGAAACUCUAGAAUUUUUAAAAUAU
This is a messenger RNA of Polistes dominula (European paper wasp), 479 nucleotides long. RefSeq names its product cytochrome P450 4g15-like. The record is from RefSeq and is a predicted model, not a curated record. NCBI's taxonomy places the organism in Eukaryota, Metazoa, Arthropoda, Insecta, Hymenoptera, Vespidae.